Folsomia candida is the source of this 1886-nucleotide messenger RNA. RefSeq lists its product as uncharacterized. NCBI's taxonomy places the organism in Eukaryota, Metazoa, Arthropoda, Collembola, Entomobryomorpha, Isotomidae. The transcript has 5 exons. The coding region runs from base 207 to 1601 and encodes 464 amino acids. The record is from RefSeq and is a predicted model, not a curated record.
UAAAUCAAAUUAAAUUAAUCUAAAUAUUGCUCAAUUACGACUUUAUUUAACUAAGCGUUCCUUCGGCGAAAUGGAAACUGCUCGAAAUGCGGAAAACCUUGCACUAAAUAAUCCAAUUGCAACACAAAUAUAUUUUAACGGAAAUUCUCAAACAGAACUCCGCCUCGUUGAAAACUGCACGACUCGUAUCCCAAUUUUGGAAUGAAAUGGUUCUCUCCCUUCAAAAUUCGAGACUUUUUUUCGAUCUCACCGUCAGGACGGGAAACGACGUCUUCAAAUUUUUGGACAUGAUUUCCACAAUAGAUCACCGUCUAGCGAAACGAAUCUGCAUUUCGGCUGAUACUCCCUCGUCUCCCUUAUAUUCUUCGAAACUUAACCCCGUUUGUGCCAAAUUUACCAACAGUGUGCAAAUUUUGGAAAUUUCUAUCCAUUCCGAAACCCCACUUCAUUCUGUGCUACUCGCCUUGAAAAACUCAUGCCUAAAUUUGACAAAGUUACGACUACUUUGCCAAUUUGACUCUCCCGAUUGGGAGAGUCAAAUUAUUUGGCUCUCCCAAAUCAAAGUAUUUGGAUCUGAGAACUACGAGGAAUUUCUGCAAGAGGAGCUCCCUCAGAAACCAAAUUUGACUUUGUUUUCGGUCAGGUCGAAUCACGUGACCCAGUUUGUGACCAAUUUUACUCGCCAGGUUAUCAACGCCUCCCCCAAUUUAAGGGAGCUCACCCUACCGUGGAAAGUUUAUCCAGAUUUGGCAAAUUCCAAGUGUAUCAAAUCCCUCACAAUCGAACUCCAACCAGGCGAUGUUUUUCAAGUUAAUAUCGACCAUUCACAUUUCUCAAGAAUGAUGAACCAAGUGUGUGACCAGCUGGUCAAACUGAGUUUUGUCGACAAGGGCGAAAUGAGAAGUCACAAUUUCAGGGCGCCUAACCCCCCCGGGUUCCAAUUGCCGAGAAACAUGUCGAAAUUAGAGGUCAUCCGGAAUGAAAUUACCGAUAUUUUUCACUGUGACGAUCACUUUAAAGAUAUCGGAGAUUUGUCGAACCUACGCACCCUGGUUUUUGGAACAACCAAUAUAUGGGUCGAUGAAAUUCUACAAAAUCUUUUCCAUACGAAUAAAAUUUUGGCACAUGUAAAGAAUUUGGGGCUAAUUGAACUACACGAUCCAGCAGUUUUGGAAGAAUUGGCGAAAACAUUUCCAAACUUGGGGAGAUUGCAGUUAGAAACAUGUCGCGAAUUCUGCGAGCAUGUGUGUGACAACGAGUUCGGCGACUUUCUCAAGUCGUGUGGAAGUUUUAAGAGGUUAAACCACUUGACUCUGACACAUCCCAUAUAUCCCCGGAAAAUUGUGGACUUUAUCAAACCCUUCUUCGAGUUACUGCAGUCGUGCGAGGGGUUAAAGACAUUGCACGUCGAGACGUACGGUACGUAUCUCGUGACAUACGGGCCAACGAUGGACGAGAUUGAUCUUUUUAACCAGCUCCUCAUGGCGUUUGAUGCGAUGGAUCACGUCGCUCUUCUCAAUGUUUAUUUUGGCUUGGAAGCAAUGCAAAUCAUGAGACCUCUCGUUGAAUCGAAUAAAAUCUCCGUAACGAAGAUGGAAUAGUUCAAUUUCAUUUCUGUCGACAGUGACUAAUUUCUUACAUUUGAUUGGAUUGUUUCCUGGUUUUACCAAUUUUCCUAAAAUACUUACACCAACAAUAAAAAUAUAUGUAUAACAAUGCUUACCAGAGUUACCAUAGUAAAGUGUAUAAUUCAAAUAAUUUGGGCAUCAAUUUUGACGACAAUUUCAACGACAAAGAGAUCAUCAUCAGCCAAAAAUAUAGAGAAGACUUAGCUCCUACCAGUUAUUUUAGGACAUAGUCUUCCCAUACAUACAUAUAUAUUUAUG